This is a messenger RNA of Necator americanus (New World hookworm), 4023 nucleotides long. RefSeq lists its product as uncharacterized. NCBI's taxonomy places the organism in Eukaryota, Metazoa, Nematoda, Chromadorea, Rhabditida, Ancylostomatidae. The record is from RefSeq and is a predicted model, not a curated record. The coding region runs from base 1 to 4023 and encodes 1340 amino acids. Gene Ontology annotation, biological process: cell-cell junction organization; protein localization to cell-cell junction; cell-cell adhesion. Gene Ontology annotation, molecular function: cell adhesion molecule binding. The transcript is spliced from 28 exons. Gene Ontology annotation, cellular component: plasma membrane; bicellular tight junction.
AUGCAUGGCUCACUGCCGCCAUCGGCUCCCGAUGAAGUAUUGGUGGCGCCUGUUUCCGACGAGUUAGAUGAAAUGUCGGUCGGUUGCACCAGUUGGCAGCUGCUGUCGGUCUCGUUACAUCGGGCAGUCACACUAGGCUUCGGCAUUGCUGUCUCUGGAGGUCGUGACAAUCCACAUUUCACCUCUGGUGAUCCUGCGGUUGUGAUUUCUGACGUAGUGCCAAACGGACCAGCCUGGGGACUGCUUCAAGUGAACGACCGUAUUCUAUCAGCGAACGGCGUCUCAUUUGAAAGCAUCGACUAUUCGACCGCUGUAGACAUUAUAAAGAACGCUGAGCACAUAAAUAUGAUUGUUAAACGACGAGUCGCUGUUCCAAUAAUGGAGUUCGAACAGCGGACACUGAAAUUUACGCUGUCUAAAUCAAGAAAAAAAGAUGAUUUUGGGAUUGUAUUAGGCUGCAAAUUCUAUAUUAAAGAGAUUCGAAAUCCAAAAUUAGCAGAAAAGGACCCAGGAUUGAGAGAGGGUGACUCGGUGUUGCGAAUAAAUGGGCAAAGCGUAGAAGGAUCAACACUUGAGGAAGUGAACAAGUGGUUGGAGAGAUCCAGAGAAAAGCUAUGUCUCGUAAUUCAACGAGAUGUUCGACGUGGUAGUAGCAGAUGGCCAAGCCAGAAUACGGUAUACGAACGGGUGGGAUCCGUUUCGGCGACUCCACGUCAUAGCCCUAGCCCCAUGCUACAGCACCAACCGUUAUCGCAAAGAUCCUCACACGAAUACAUCAAUUCCCCACGUUGGCGUGACGGUAACUUAAUCGAUGAACGAAGAGUGUCAAGCCCUGCAGUUUCCACUUUCCCAGCAAACACUCACGCAGCUCAAGCACAAUCCACUCCAUUUCCCGUGCCUAUGGGCGAAUACGAGUACUAUAGUAGACAGAAACCGAAACCAGACCAAAAUGGAGUGCGUACUGUAACGUUCAGAAAGGUUGGCGGUAGUGUUGGUAUACGGGUAAUUGGUGGCAACGAAGUUGGUAUUUUUGUCUCAGCGGUGGCGGCAGAUUCGCCAGCGGCUUUACAUGGCGUUUGUUGUGGAGAUCGAAUAGUUGAGGUCAACGGUCGACCUAUGCGUGGAAUUACUCGAGAGUCGGCCGUUCAACUUCUUCUUGCCCUUGAUGAUCAUGUGUCUCUACGAUUGGAACAUGCUCGACAGGAUUUCGAGCAUGUCCGGAACAGUCAGCUUGGAGAUAAUUUCUACAUAAGGUCACAUUUCACUAAAGAGAAAAAAUCAAGUCCAUUGGAAUUAUCAGUUAGCGAUGGUGACAUUUUCCACGUUACCGAUACAUUGUUUGGUGGAACAGUAGGUCUUUGGCAAGCUGCCAGAGUUUACUCAGCAAACGCAAACAAAGGAGAACCACCAAAAGGUGUGAUUCCAAAUCAGUCAACCGCCGAGUCCAUCGCUCGCGAACAGCGUCGACUAGGCGAAUCGAAGGGGCGUGGUGGAACACUGCUGAGGCGUAAACUGGAAUCUCGUCGGACGAAAUCGCUACCAAAAAAUGUGCUAGCUGAUCCGGCAGAGCUCUCCUCUAGUAUUCCACCACCUGCUUAUGAAAGAGUCGCUCUGAACACACCCAGCUUCCACAGACCCGUGGUUCUCUUCGGACCAUUGGCCGACGUGGCUCGAUCGCAUCUGCUUAGCCAAUUCCCAAACCGAUUCGCUGAACCAUCGGCAAGUGAUUACUGUGGUGGAGGUGGUGCAGGAGGCGGAUCCGGAGGUGGAGUGAUUCGACUCGCUGCACUGGACAGUGUUAUCGCUGCCGGCAAGCACUGUGUGCUGGACAUAAGUCUAGAAUCGGUGGAACGAUUGCAACUGGCUCAAUAUGCUCCGAUUGUGGUUUUGAUUGAUGUGGACGGAAGAUCACGGAUUCGGGAGAUACGGAAGAAGCUAAACGCUCCUCAUCUUUCGUCGAGAAAACUGGCUGAUCAAGCGGCGCAAAUCAAAAAACAUCAUGCACACCUUUUGUCAGCUACGGUAGAUGCGACGAAUGAGGAGGCAUGGUUCGAUGCACUUCGUGAUCUAGUCAUCCAUCUACAGCAACGACGGCUGUGGAUGCCGGAAUUCCCGCCUAAUUUGCCACUUGAGGAUGUGCUUUUAUUCCCGUUGUCCUCAAAAGGCAUCAAUUAUGACUCCGACAUGGAGUCCUCGAAAGGAGACUACGGGGACUACUGUAUGCGCAGAGAAGAUAGUACUACUAGGGGAGGUCCACCUGCGGCUACGAUGACCAGAUCCAUCUACGACUGGGACAAUAGUCAAUCGAUGGGAGCAUCGUCGAUCAUCGAUUCUCCGCAUUCAAGUGAGCUCACACGUACAGGUCCCAUUGGUUGGGUGACUUUGCCUCGACGUGGUGCCGCUGAGUCGAGCGUUGACGCACCGGCGAAGCCGCAUCGUGGCAUGACAAACGUGGAUGUCCGACCUACUAACACUGAAAAACGUGGCUCGUUACCGGCUAACAACGGUGGACCGUCGACGCAUACAUCCAGUAGCGCGUCUCGUGACGAAACCCCUCAUUCACCGGUCAAGGAGCCGUCAUCGUCGUCGUCGCAACUCACAAACGGGCAUGAACUACCUAACGGUCGACAGCCCAAUUCUCCAGGAUACUAUCAUGUGAAGCAGUUGUUAAAUGACGAUUCACUCUAUCACGAUGCUCGACUGGCGAAUGAAAUUGCGAAUGUUCGACUACGUGAAGAGGCAAGAUUACGAGAUGAUAGAGUUCGAGGUGAACAAAGACUUCACGAUAGGCCACAGGUCCCACUACAACCGCCAAAUCCUGACAUGUAUUCACCUCGUGAGGAGAAACCACAACCACAAACGGUUUCGUUCGGUAAUCAUCAAUCAUUAGCCGACAGUGGUGCACCACCGAAUCGAUUCCCUCGAGGAUCCUCUCAACCUGUUAGUCGUCCCACAAUUGCUCCCAAACCUCAUGUGUACACAGAAGGUGUUGUACGAAAUCGGUGGCAAGAUAGUGCUACUCCAGAGCCGAUCUCUCGUAUGGACUCACCAAGCAUAGCUUCUAAUGGCCUAUCAGUAGCGCAGUCGCCGAGACCACAGGAGCAACCACGAUCUAAUGGCUCCAAUGGAUAUACUAAUGGCAAUUCAUCCACAAGUACUAAUGGAAAUGGGCAAACGUCUUUGAUUGAAAGAAAUGGAAGUCCACGAAAAGGAGACGUAAAUAUUCAUCAUGAAAACCAAUCUACUGAUGUCGCGAAUGUUGAGGAACCAACAAUAGUAGAGGAAACAAAUGCGGUGAUAGGGAAUGAUGGUGGCGUGUUGAACUGUCCAGCAUCUGGUGUUGAACUUCGAAUCCCAAAAGGAGCUAUUCCUCCGGGAGAAACGCAUGAAAUCUAUGUGAAGGUAUGUCGUGACGGCGAAUCCCCACCGAUAGAUAAGUCGAAAGGAGAAACGCUGCUGUCCCCGCUAGUAAUGUGCGGCCCUCAGGGUCUAACAUUCCUUACCCCAUGCGAGCUCCGACUACCACAUUCCGGGCCUGUGGACGGUGACGGUCAAUGGUCGUUCUCGUUAAAAGCUGGUGAAGGCGGUGAAUGGCAACAAAUGGACGUACAACCGCAGAAAACCGCCGGUUCUUCCGACAAACAUCACGUAUUCGGCACUGAAGCCCCUUCUGAGCUAUCUGUGCGCGCCUGGUUCCAGCGCUUCAAAGCCGGAAACCAGAAGCUCGAAGAUGAGCCUCGCUCUGGUCGACCGACUGCAAUAUCGCUCGACGAACUGAAGAAUCUGGUGGAGCAGCAUCCAUAUGAAGGUGUGCGGUAUUUUGCUGCCAGUCUUGGCCGUUCGCUGUCCACCGUGAGCAAUGGACUGCGAUAUCUCGGAAUGGUGAAAAAACUCGGUCAGUGGCUCCCACAUGCAUUCAGCGACGGCAACCGCCAGGGACGCCCGGACAUCUGCACUCAGCUGCUCUCCAGAAGCCGCCGAUUCGGCUGGCUGGACACCAUUGUCACUGGAGAUGAAAAAUAG